Molecule: messenger RNA, 571 nt
Organism: Ctenocephalides felis (cat flea)
Lineage: Eukaryota; Metazoa; Arthropoda; Insecta; Siphonaptera; Pulicidae
Exons: 3
Coding region: 68-571 (167 amino acids)
Biological process (GO): negative regulation of smoothened signaling pathway
Cellular component (GO): ciliary membrane; Golgi apparatus
Source: RefSeq, a predicted model, not a curated record
AUAAACUAAAGUGCAAAAAUGUGUAUAUUCGUAUAAAUAUUAUUAUUAUUUGUUUUAACUUUUCACAAUGGAUAAAUUAACACUGAUAUCAGGCACCUUGUUCAUGGCAGCAGAUGUCUUUGCAAUUGUUAGUUUAGCAAUGCCAGAUUGGAUAACUACAGAUGUAGGAGGGGAUACAAGAUUAGGUCUAAUGUGGACCUGUAUGACCUUGUACAAUAGACCUCAAGUAUGUUAUACUCCCGAUUUGCAACCAGAAUGGCUGAUGGCACUUAUUUGUAUCUUUAUCGGUUGUAUUUGUAUAACGACCACGAUUAUUUUGUUGGCUUCCAGUCAUUGGGAUAGAAAUGUUGUUCCUUAUGCACGAUGGGUUGGAUUUACAGCAAUGGUUCUAUUUUGCCUAGCCGCUGUGAUAUUUCCAAUGGGUUUCCAUGUCGAUGAAAUAGGAGGACAACCGUAUCAAUUACCAAGCUCUCAUCAAGUCGGUAUAAGUUAUAUUUUAUUUGUUUUAGCUCUCUGGAUUACUGUGAUAUCUGAAUUGUUCGCCGGAAAAGUAUGUUUGCCACAUUUUUAA